UCUCUACAGCAACACGUUCUUCAAGUGGAGCCGGCACACAUUCCACUUGGUCUUUUCCAGUUUCUCGGCUGAAGUUUUGCAAUGAGCUUGCUUGUGUUGUUGCUGCUGAUGCAGCAAACAGCUUCCCAACAGAGAGGUCUGUUCCCAGCCAUUUUGAACCUGGCCAGUAAUGCAGAGAUCACCAGCAACGCCACAUGUGGGGACCCAGAAGCAGAGGUUUACUGCAAAUUAGUAGAACAUGUUCCUGGACGCUUAAUCAAGAACCCUCACUGUCCAAAGUGUGAUGGCAACUCCAUUCUGUCAAAAGAACGCCAUCCCAUCACGAACGCUAUCGAUGGAACCAACCACUGGUGGCAGAGUCCAAGCAUCAAGAAUGGGCGGCAGUUCCAUUGGGUCACAAUUACGCUGGAUCUGAAACAGAUCUUUCAAGUGGCUUACAUCAUUAUCAAGGCAGCAAACUCUCCUCGACCAGGCAACUGGAUUCUGGAGCGUUCUAUGGAUGGCUUGACUUUUGAACCAUGGCAGUUUUACGCCAUCAGCGACUCAGAGUGCUUGUCUCGUUACAACAUCACACCGAGACUCGGACCCCCGACCUACAAAAGUGACACGGAGGUCAUAUGCACGUCCUACUAUUCCAGGCUGGAGCCUCUGGAGCAUGGAGAGAUUCACACGUCACUGAUCAACAGUCGACCUGGAGCGGAUGAUUUGACCUCUGAACUCUUGAACUUCACUUCAGCCCGUUUCAUCCAACUUCGGUUACAGCGAAUCCGAACACUCAACGCUGACCUGAUGACUCUGAGUGCACACGACCCUCGAGAAAUUGACCCAAUCGUAACUCGUCGGUAUUAUUACUCAAUCAAAGACAUCUCUGUGGGGGGCAUGUGUAUCUGCUAUGGACAUGCCCGAAGCUGUCCGCUGGACCCUGUUACUAAGAAACUACAGUGUGUGUGUGAACACAACACCUGCGGAGUGAGCUGCAACCACUGUUGCCCUGGUUACCACCAGCAGCCAUGGCAACCAGGGACCAUCUCUGAAGGAAACACAUGUCAAAAGUGCAACUGUCACAAGAAAGCAAGCGACUGUUUCUACAAUCAAACAGUCGCUGAUCUCAGAUUGAGCGUGAACAUCCACGGUGUUCGCCACGGAGGCGGAGUUUGUAUUGACUGUCAGCAGAACACCGCUGGAAUUAACUGUGAGACCUGUGCCGACCGUUACUUUAGACCUGAACAGGUUUCUCCUGAUUCCGAGUCUCCGUGUGUGGAGUGUGAUUGUCAUUUGAGAGGAGCAGAGUCUUCCAUCUGCACCAGAGAUGACACUUUGCCAGGUGCUAGUGCGGGUCAGUGUGCGUGUAAAAAUGGCUUUGCAGGCCGGAGGUGUGACCGUUGUGCUUUUGGGUUCCGAGAUUUUCCUCUUUGUGCUCGCUGCGAGUGUAACCUCGCUGGCAACAUCAACAAGGAUCCUUGUGACGACUGCAUUUGCAAAGCCAACGUGAUGGGGGGUCACUGCGACCUGUGUAAAGCCGGAUUCUACAACCUGCAAGCCGCCAACCCGCUGGGCUGCACCGACUGCUUCUGCUUCGGCGUGUCGGAUGUCUGCGAAAGCUCCACUUGGUCGGUCGGGCAGGUGGUUUCCACAAAUGCUCAGCUCCACCCUCCCUCCUCCCUCCACCUAUCCCGGGCCAUUCUGGGUAAUGAUCUUCCGACCUCCGGCAACGCCUCCUUCCGACACCAAAAACGAGAGCUCUCAUGGGAGGCGCCUGCCAGUUUCCUUGGCAACAAGCUCUCGUCCUACGGGGGUCUCCUGAACUAUUCUGUAGUUUAUCACGGCUCGUUGGACAUCAUGCAACAUUUUGUCCCAGUCCACACCGAUGUCAUCAUUCAGGGCAACGGGCAAGCGCUCCGCCUCUCGCCACCUCACAUCCUCUUUCUGUCGCCAUUGGCCGAGCGCUCGGUUGCCAUAGAGAUGCUCCCAGAUCAAUUUGUAGAUCAGCACACGGGUGUCCAAGUUAGCCGUGAUGACCUUCUGUCAGUCUUUGCUGAGGUGACAUCAGUGAGGGUCAAAGUUCACCUAAACACCUCUACCAGUGGAGCUAUGCGCCUCGUCUUCGUGUCUCUGGAUGUGGCCGACUCUCAGUCUGCAUCUGGUGUCCAGGCGGUCGCCAUGGAAACCUGUGAAUGUCCGUGGGGGUACAGCGGCACUUCCUGUGAAUCGUGUCUUCCAGGUUUUUACAGGGUUGGCGGAGUUUUGUUUGGAGGAAACUGUAUGCAGUGCGAAUGCAAUGACCAUGCCUCUGAAUGUGAUGUCAAUGGCGUCUGUCUGGGCUGUAGCCAUCAUACCAUUGGUCCUCACUGCAAUCAGUGUCUCCCUGGUUUCUAUGGAGAUGCCACAGAGGGGACAGCAGACGACUGUCGGCGUUGUCCGUGUCCUCUGACGGAAGCGUCCAACAGUUUCAGUCCGACGUGCGUGCUGGGCUCUUCUGGACUCGUGUCAUGUGACCAGUGUCAGGAAGGCUACACCGGGAGCAAGUGUCACAAGUGUUCCAGGGGUUUCUACGGCAACCCGCAGGUAGUGGGCGGGACUUGUGUUCGCUGCCAAUGUAACAACAACGUGGACACGGAAGAGGUGGGACAUUGUGAUGCUGUCAGCGGGGAGUGCCGCCGAUGUCGCCACAACACGGCCGGGAGGCACUGCGAGAUGUGUGCCGCCGGUUUCUAUGGAGACGCCGUUCACCAGAAGAAUUGCCAAGAGUGUAACUGCGAUGUCAACGGAUCUUGGUCAAGCGUUUGUGAUGUCACAUCAGGUCAAUGUGCAUGUCGAGACAAUGUGACGGGACGGGCGUGCGACCUCUGCCAGCCGGGCUUCUUCGGGCUGCGGAGCGGCUCGGGCUGCGUGGCCUGUGAUUGCAACCUGUCGGGAUCUCCGGAGGAGUCGUGCGACGACAGCGGACGCUGCCGAUGUGUGGACGGUGUUGAUGGAGACAAGUGUGAUCGCUGCGGCCGCGGUUACUUUCGUUUCCGUGCCGACGGCUGCACAGCAUGCACCUGCAAGGACACGGGCGGGAACUGUCACCACCAAACUGGCGAGUGCAUCUGUCCUGCCCACACUGAGGGUGACACUUGUGACAUGUGUGAGACAGGAUACUGGGGUCAAGAUCCCAUCACAGGCUGCAAGCCUUGCAACUGCAGUGCAGAAGGAAGCUCCGCCUCUCAGUGUGAUCUGACCAACGGCCAGUGUCUGUGCAGAGAGGGAUUUUCUGGCAGGUCAUGUGACCUGUGUGCUCCCGGUAGCUAUGGUUACCCGGCAUGCUCGCCGUGUGGCUGUGACGUAGCAGGAACAAAAGAAGACUCGUGCAGUCGGACGCUCGGAGUGUGCGACUGCCAACACACCGGAAAGUGUGUGUGCAAGGUGGCUGCGGUGGGGCGACACUGCGAGAAGUGCAUUUCGGGUUUCUUCGCUCUGUCGUCAGACAAUCCGGACGGCUGCUCUCCGUGCUUCUGUUCUGGACUCAGUCGGGACUGCGAGGCGCAUGCCGGCCUCACCGGAGCUCUCAUCACGAUGGCUCGCUCUCCUGCUCUGCUGCCAUUGGUCAGCCAGUCUGACCUGGAGGGGGUUAUAUCAGGAGUCUACCAGCAGGGCGGCGACAUGCUGCUGGACACCCGCCAACUCAACACGAGCAGACUGAGAGGUCCACUGUACUGGAGGCUGCCCUCUCAGUUUGAAGGGCAGCAGCUGCUGUCAUACGGUGGCGUACUGUCCUACGUUAUAACUUUCUAUGUGGACGAUGCCGGAGGGUUGGAAAAUCAGGAGCCUCAAGUGCUGAUGAGAGGAGGAGCCUUGAGGAAGCUGCUCAUCUACACUGAAAUGGUUGCCCCUGACAACGGCAUCAGGACCCAGCAUGACAUCAGGCUGACGGAGCACAAGUGGAGGUAUUUUAACUCUGUGUCCGAGAAGGCGGUCAGUCACAGCGACUUCCUGUCGGUGCUCAGCGACUUGCAGUACAUCCUCGUCAAGGCUUCGUAUGGGACGAGACUGCAGCAGAGCAGGAUUUCAAACAUCACCAUGGAGACUGCGGUAAAAGCGAAUGAGUCCCAAGCCAGAACGGGCGCGGCUCGACCGAUCGAGUCGUGUUCCUGUCCGCCGGGCUACGCGGGAAUGUCCUGUCAGGAAUGCGCGGCAGGUUUCUUCCGCCAGCCGCUGUGGGAAUUGCCGCCUCAGGCCCAAAAGUCUGCGUUUGUGCGCCUGUGUGUGGCGUGUCACUGCAACAACCACAGCAGCAGCUGCCACGCAGACAGCGGGCACUGCCAGGAGUGUCAACAUCACACCAGUGGGCCCAGUUGUGAGCUGUGUGCCCAGGGGUAUUAUGGGAAGGUCAGUGGCUCCAUUCGGGACUGUUCGCUGUGCGCUUGCCCCCUACAGGACAACAGUUUCAGUCCCACGUGUGUGUCCGAGGGAAAUCUCGGAGACUUUCGCUGCACUUCCUGUCUAACAGGAUACGAGGGGCGCUACUGCGAGCAGUGCUCUCAGGGUUACUACGGUAACCCCUCAUUGCCGGGGGGGAUGUGCACCCCAUGCAGCUGCAGCGGGUGGGGGUCCCUACAUCAACUGUGCGAUCCGCUGACCGGCCAGUGCCAGUGUAAAGCCGGGGUCAAAGGUCCAAUGUGUGAGCGGUGCAAUGAGCGCCACGUCCUGGAGGGAAACCAAUGCGUGUCAUGCGACGAAGAAUGCACCGGUGCUCUGCUGAACGACUUGGACCAAAUGCACCGGCGCUGGCAGGCCGUCAACAUCAGCAGUGUUGCCAUAGCACCCUACCGCCAGCUGUUGGCGUUGAACAAGCAGACCAGAGACAUGCAGCUGAUGUUUUCAGAACGCAUUUCUUUGGAUAUGCCAGUGUCAAGAGUGGAAGAAGAUUCCAUGCAACUUACCUCUGACCUCAGCGUUCUGUUAAAGCAGGCCACAAACGUAUCAAGUGGCUGGGAGGGAGUGGGCGUGUCCAACAUGGAAUUGGGCGUGUUCGCCAAUGAUAGCUUGUCACUUGGAAGUCGGCUGAUAGAAAUGAUCAUCAGGAUUCAAGUCCAGAUUGAAGCACUUGAAAAGGAGGCGGGGCAACUGACUGGGGCUGCCGACGUAGCGCUAGAACUAGCCAGUCGGACACGUCUGCUGGACCAGAUGACCUCCAUUUUAGAAAGUAUGCGAGCUGUCAAUCUGACCACGGCCACAAAUUUGGGACGUCAGGAGCUCAGUCUCUCAGAGUCUCUCGUCAGUUCGCUCCAACUUCUCGUCCUGCCCAGCUCGGACAACAGGCUCCGCCCCCUAACUGUCGGCCUCACUGCUCACAUACAAAAACUGCAAGAAGCACAAACACGCGUGGAAGACGCCGCAAAAGAAAACGUGCAAACACACCUUGUGCUGAAUGCCACAAAUGCUCUGAUCUCCCACUAUCAGGCAACCUACCAGAACGUCAGUGUUGCAUGUGUGUGCGUGGAGAACAUGAUGGAGGCCAGGCAGCUGCUGCUGAACAAUGUGGUCAACGCGACGGAGGAGCUCGCUAACAUCGCCGUCCAGACGGAAAUGUUGGGAGGCGAGCUGGAUCAAUGGUGCCCUCUGCUGAGGAAGAAAGUGGAGGCUCUCGUCAUUGGACUGAAGAGCACCGAUUCGCUAGAAAGGGUUUACCGUGCAGAGAGACGCACCCAUCUGCUUCAAAACCACGCCCUCUCUCUGCACAGCUCUCUGUCAUCAUUGUGGAACGCUUCUCAGAACAGCAGCCAAUUGGUCGUGCCGGAUGCCAAUGUCACGGAUAGUGUCAGCAAGGCCUGGCGUGUCGCCUCAGACGCUCACAAGUCUGCCGACCUCGCUUUCAAUAUGACCAACCAAUCAGCGGAGAGCGGGGCCAGGCUGAGUGCGAUCUCUGCUGUGCUCAGUGAGAGUCAUUUGAUCAAGACAGCAGAAGACUUGCACCUGACGCUCUCCGUGGUAACCACGAAACAGCAGAUACUCAGCAACCGUGUGCACAGCACCAGCGUCCUCCUCCAUCAGCCAAUCAAAGAGCUGCAGAGCCUCUCGAACGGUGAGACAGGUUCAUUGCAGCUGCAGGAGGCCCAGUUGCAGGCAGCACUGGCACACUCCAGCCUGCAGGAGGCACUGCAGCACUUGUACACCCUCAGACAGCAGCUGUGGGAUUCUUCUUCUGUGGUGGAAAAAACCAACCUGAGUGUUGCGGAGACCAAUCAGCUGAUGACACACACGCAUUCAGCAGCCAAUGAGGCACGGCGUAAACUGGAAGAGGCGGAGCAUCGCACACAGCAAUUGAGUGACAAAAUAAAGCCGCUGAGCAUGCUGGGAGAAAACCUGAGCAGGAACCUGUCUGACAUCAGAGAGCUCAUCGAGCAGGCCAGACGACAAGCGGCGUCCAUUAAGGUGGCGGUACAGGCAGAUGAAGAAUGCGUCCGAUCGUACCGACCCCAAAUUCAGUCGAGCAACUUUAACACCUUGACUUUGACAUUGAAGACCAAGAGGCCCAACAAUCUGCUCUUCUAUAUGGGCAGCAAGACAACCGUGGAGUUCCUCGCAGUGGAAAUGCACAACGGGAAAGUGUCUCUGCUCUGGGAUAUCGGAUCUGGCAGUACCAGGCUGGAGUAUCCUGGACUCGACAUCACCAACAACAGAUGGACCAGAAUCAACGCCACACGGCUGGGUGCUCGGGGCUUCUUGUCCAUUUAUCAGCUGGAGGCGGCGCCAUCACAAACAGUGACGGCAACAUCACCUGGACCGGCCCGGGUUCUACAAAUCGACAACAGUACCGUCAUCCACAUCGGAGGACUGGCAGAUGACACCCAGAGGCCGGCAGCGUUGCAGUGGUCCACGUUUAAUGGUUGUUUGGGUGAAGCAUCGCUCAAUGAGAAAAAUGUCGGCCUGUGGAACUACGUCAGCAGACGAGGACAGUGUGGAGGCUGCUUCAGCAGUCCGCAGGCGGAAGAGACGUCUUUCCACUUUGACGGUUCCGGAUUCUCAUUGAUCCAAAAGUCUCUGCGAGCCACAUCGACGUCCAUUGUGUUAUUGUUUAAAACGCUGUCGCCAGCCGGAUUGCUGUUGUACCUGGCCUCCAACAACACUAGGGACUUCCUUUCCAUUGAGCUGGUGGAGGGCUGUGUACGUCUGACCUUUGACCUAGGGUCUGGUCCUCUGGUCUUGACUUCCAGCAGGAAGUACAACAACGGAGUGUGGUACAAGGUCACGCUGCAAAGGAACCGACGCAAAGGUCACCUGUCAAUCAUGGCAGCUGACCAAUCAUCAGAAAAAGAAGUGUUGGAAGCGGAGUCACCAGGAUCUGCUUCUGACCUCAACCGUUUUGACCUUGACCCCAUCUACAUCGGAGGACUUCCUGCUUCUCGACCAAUCAGGCGGCAAGUGGUCUCCAGGUCCUACAUUGGCUGCAUCAAGAACGUGGAGAUAGCAAGAUUAAACUUUGACCUGCUUAGAGAUGCAUAUGGAGUCAGGAAAGGCUGCGUUCUUGAGGCGGUGCGGAGCGUGUCAAUGUUAAGCAGCGGCUUCGUUCAGAUUGCUCCUCGUUCACUCGGUCAGGAGGCAGAGAUUCUCUUCUCUUUCAAAUCUAACAACCAAUCAGGAGUCCUGUUGGCUGCCUUCACUGAUAACCAUGCCCAGCGACGGCACUUCCUGUCAGUCCACCUGCUCUCUGGUUCUUUGGAAGUGGAGCUCGGCGAGACGGGUGCGGACGGUCGGCGGGUGACGGUCACAGCGGCGGAAGGCGGCUCUUUCACAGACGGAACAAAACACUCGGUCAUCGUUAACGUCAAUAGGAAGUCACUUUCGGUCCAAGUUGACGAGGGAAAAGUCAAAUCAGCCUCGCUGUUACCGGGCGGACUUUCCCGUCUCUCCACGGCCUCCUUUUUCAUUGGAGGACUGCCUUCAGGGGAUGAGGCUCAUUUGCCAAUCAGAUUACAGAAGAUAUCAAAGUUGUUCAGAGGCUGCAUACAGCACCUGGUGCUUGGCGCUCUGCUUGUCGACCUGUCAGCUGCUGUCAAGUAUGAGGGGGCGGAGCUUGACAGCUGCUUACUGGAGGAGAAAGUCAGAGGGGCAGUGCUUCCAGAAGACCAGGAUGUGGAACCCACUCUUGACCCUUCCCACCUGUCUGUAGCCCCACCUACCCAUCUGACACCUGUUGAACUAACGUGUACGCCAGAAAAAGAGCUGCGCUUCCUGCCAACAGCAGCUCAGUUUGGUUCAUCACGACAUAGUCACAUGACUUUUACUAUUGAACCAGUCACUGUCCGCAAAAGCGUGACCCUGCGGUUGUCGCUUCGAACACGAGCUCGGGACGGUUUGUUGCUGCUCCUGUCUGACGGCAACCAGAUGGACUUUGCCAUCCUGCGACUGGCGGCCGGGCGGCCGCUGAUGUCGGCGGACCUCGGGAAGGGUGCCGCCACCGCCGCCUCCUCGGUUGCUGUGAACGACGGAAAAUGGCACACAGUAAGCGCCGACGUUAGUCGGCGCUCCGUUUCGGUCUCUGUGGACGCCUCCGCUCCCGACUUGGUGGCGGUUAAAGGGAACCAGCUAGACGUCAACAGCAGACUGUAUCUGGGUGGACUACCGCGCGCGCACAACACCCGAAGAAUAAAUGUGACCACAAGUCUUCCAGGUUGUGUUCACUCUGUGAGUCUGAACGGCGUCAUGCUCGAUCUCUCUCGACCAGCCUCGCGGAAUGACGUCACUUCCUGUUUCAGUAAGGAGGAGUCAGGAAGUUACUUUAAUGGCAGUGGAUACGCCGCACUGAUGCCGAAUGGAUACAAGGUCGGUUCGGACGUGUCUGUGUCUCUGGAGUUUCGGACCAGCCGAUCAGACGGCGUCUUCCUUGGCAUCAGCAGUGCCAAGGUGGAUGCCGUUGGACUAGAGAUGAUCAAAGGACAGGUGGUGUUUAAUGUGAAUAACGGGGCGGGCAGAGUGUGGGUUGCUUCUGCCAGUCCCGUGCUGUGUGAUGGACGCUGGCAUCGCCUGCUGGCCAGGAAGACCAAACACACCCUAAGUCUGAGCAUAGAUGGGCGAAGCAACUCCAUCAGCAACCCCUAUCCACAGUCCACCUCUGCUGAGACCAAUAAUCCCGUCUAUGUGGGCGGGUACCCAGACGGAGUAAAACAGAAUUGCCUGUCAAUCAAGUCGGCCUUCAGAGGAUGUCUGAAGAAUGUCCAUCUCAUAAAGUCGCACCUCAACAGCCCUCUAGACAUGAGUCAGGCCCACUUCUCGUUGGGUGUCACCCCUAACUCAUGUCCUGCUGCCUAACCCUAUCUUCACAUAGUCACUCUUCAUCUUUUCUUCUGGUAAAUAAAGACCUCAAAAUGUUU
Phyllopteryx taeniolatus (common seadragon) is the source of this 9353-nucleotide messenger RNA. RefSeq names its product laminin, alpha 1 (gene lama1). The record is from RefSeq and is a predicted model, not a curated record. The transcript is spliced from 64 exons. Gene Ontology annotation, biological process: blood vessel morphogenesis; cell adhesion; axon guidance. Gene Ontology annotation, cellular component: basement membrane. The coding region runs from base 82 to 9291 and encodes 3069 amino acids. Lineage: Eukaryota; Metazoa; Chordata; Actinopteri; Syngnathiformes; Syngnathidae. Gene Ontology annotation, molecular function: extracellular matrix structural constituent.